Messenger RNA from Gadus chalcogrammus (walleye pollock), 1727 nucleotides. RefSeq names its product zinc-binding protein A33-like. NCBI's taxonomy places the organism in Eukaryota, Metazoa, Chordata, Actinopteri, Gadiformes, Gadidae. Bases 273 to 1685 code for a protein of 470 amino acids. Gene Ontology annotation, molecular function: protein binding; zinc ion binding. The transcript has 3 exons. The record is from RefSeq and is a predicted model, not a curated record.
CAUGAACCAAAACCUCCUGAAUCUGUAGGGUACAGACCACACCUCUGGAAUUUAUUAACAAAGAGUUCAGGACUCAGGAAGACUACUCCACGCAUGAACAAAAACUUCCUGAAUGUGUAGGGUACAGACCACACCUCUGGAAUUUAUUAACAAAGAAUUCAGAACUCAGGAAGGCAUCCGAAGAGACUUCUUGUCCGACCGGUUGUCCGUGUUGCACGAUUCAUUCACAGCAGACGGGUUGCUUAGGAUAGAGACUUUAGACCUCCACUAAAAUGGCAGAGGAAAACCCUCAGUUCAAGAGUUUCCUGACUUGCAGCGUGUGCACUGAGAUCUUCAAGGACCCGGUGUCUCUAGGCUGUCACCACAGCUUCUGUUACAGAUGUCUCCAGGACUUCUGGGCACAAGCUGAGAACAAGAACUGUCCCGUCUGUAAGAGGAAAUCCUCAAAUGAUGCAAUCGUUAACUUUUCCAUCAAGGAGCUCGCUGACUCCUACGCUGGAAGACAGAGGUCUGCCCCCUCUGAUGAGGCCCAGGUGGUCUGCACUGAGCACUUAAAGGAUAUCAAGUGGUUCUGUAAGGACGAGCAGAGAGCUGUGUGUCAUGUGUGUGAGUUCCCUCACCACCAGGGUCACAGGGUGGUUCCUCUAGAAGAACAAGUCCAGGAGCUGAAGCAGCAGCUGAGACCUGACCUCAAGGCUCUACAGGACAGGAGGAGGAGACACCAGGAGCUGGAGGAGACGUAUGAGGCCAUGGUUCCUCACCUCAAGGGACAGCGGGUGAAGACCGAGAGGCGGAUCAGGAAAGAGUUUGAACAGCUUCACCGGUUCCUGAGAGAGGAAGAGGGGGCCAGAGUGGUGGCCCUGGGAGAGGAAGAGGAGCAGAAGAGGAAGAGGAUCCUCCUGGAGAGGAAGACCCUUCAGGAGCAGAUCAAGUCUCUCUCAGAGAGUCUCUCGGCUGUAGAAGCAGACCUGCAGAAGGACGGCCUGUCGUUCCUCAGCGCUUCCACGCGCUCCCGGACCAGCGCCAGAGCCCUGCUCUCCGGGUCUGAUCCCCAGCUGCUUCCUGGAGCGCUGCUGGACGAGGCCAAACACCUGGGAAACCUGGCCCACCGAGUCUGGGAGAAGAUGGGGCAGAGGACCACCUUCAGCCCCGUUAUUCUGGACCCAAACACUGCAACACGCGGCCUCUCUCUGUCUGAUGAUCUGACCAGCGUGAGACGUAUGAAUGUAAUCCAGAAGGUUCCUAACAACCCAGAGAGGUUCACUGAGUACGCUGAGGUUCUGGGCUCUGAGGGCUUCAGCUCAGGGGAACACUGCUGGGAGGUGGAGGUGGGAGACUUUCCUAUCUGGAGAAUAGGUGUUGCUAAAGAGUCAGUGGAGAGGAAAGAAGAGCACACUCUUUCACCAGCUAAUGGAAUCUGGUGUUUAUUCUAUACCAGUGGAAAGUACACUCAGGGUACUAGUAAAACCCUGACAUUGAAGAGGAACCCAGAGAGGAUCAGAGUCCAGCUGGACUAUGAUGGAGGGAAGGUGUCCUUCUACGACCCUGAAGGCAUGAGUCUCAUCUACAUAUAUCAACACACCUUCACUGAGAACAUCUUCCCUUAUUUUAGUGUUGGAGAAGCAGGUGAAGCCCGGACCAAAGAUGUUAGAGUGUGUGGUGUCUCCUCACGCACUCUAGAUUGACCUGCUUCCUGUGUGUGUGUGUACAUAAGUACACACACUGUA